AUGAUGAUGAACUUUUCUACACCCGAAGAGCUUAACAAUCUUCUCUCCUUACCAUCUCUACAAACCAUGGAUCCGCAGCUCUACAAUCAUCAGUCUCCGCUAGUAACCGCUUUGGACGCAGAAGAAGCGAAACAACUCAAACACAGAAGCUACAUGACUACUACUACGAACCAAAGCUCAAACGGUUUUGGUAAUUAUGUGGCUAUGGGAAACUUGCAGCCCAAGCAAGAGUCUACUCUAUUGGCUCAGAGGAACGUGUCACGUGGUGUUUCACAAGCGAGAGACCAUAUAAUCGCUGAACGUAGACGCAGAGAGAAGCUGACUCAACGCUUCAUUGCUUUGUCUACCCUCAUCCCUGGCCUCAGGAAGACGGACAAGGCGUCAGUGCUUGGGGGCACAAUCAAGUACCUGAAACAUUUGCAAGAUAGGGUUAAGUUUCUUGAGGAGCAAGCCAGCCAGAAAACCAUUGAAUCGGUAGUAAUUGUAAACAGGUCGAGGCUCUCCACGGUGGACACAGAGUAUGAUUCUAUUGCGUUACCGGAGAUCGAAGCUAGAUUGUCCGGUAAAAAUGUUCUGAUAAGAGUUCACUGUGAAAAGUGGAAAGGGAUUGUGGAGAUCACUAUGGCUGAGAUUGAGAAGCUUAAAUUGGCAGUGAUAAAUAGCAGUGUCAUCACUUUUGGAUCGAAUUCUCUUCAUCUCACCAUUAUUUCUCAGAUGGGUGAGGGAUUCAACAUGACAACAAAGGAUGUGGCCACGAGCAUCAAAUCAAGCCUCGACGCGUUUACGAAAGCCAAUCUCGUCUAA
Messenger RNA from Microthlaspi erraticum, 804 nucleotides. Lineage: Eukaryota; Viridiplantae; Streptophyta; Magnoliopsida; Brassicales; Brassicaceae. The record is from the annotation of a GenBank genome assembly.